AUGGCAUUCGUAACAUACAUCCUCUUAUCAACCCUCCUCUACGGUCUUGCUGGAAGGUUCAACCCGGAGCAACUUGGCUACACCGCCUCGUUCGCGUUCACAAUUGUCAUCUUGGAGAUUAUAAUUAUCAAGAUCGGGUGUUAUCUAUUGAACAUCAAUAACGACAGUCAGUUGCUUGACUUGGUCGCAUAUUCGGGCUACAAGUUUGUGGGGAUAAUUGUCACCUUGACGAUUACGACGCUAGGGUCAAAGUGGUUGGAGUACUUGGUUUUCGGCUAUGCCUUCAAUGCAAAUGCUUUCUUCUUGCUUCGAAGCUUGAAAUACGUCCUGCUACCAGACACCACAACAGAUAACCCCCGGAGCACCACCUAUGCUGUCAACCGCACGCAGAGGAACCGGAGAACACAAUUCUUAUUCCUAUACAGCUACCUUGUCCAAUUAAUCUUCAUGUGGUCACUCUCCUCGGGCUUCAACUUUUGUAGUGCUACCGCCGCUUGA
Tuber melanosporum (Perigord truffle) is the source of this 498-nucleotide messenger RNA. RefSeq lists its product as uncharacterized. The coding region runs from base 1 to 498 and encodes 165 amino acids. Gene Ontology annotation, cellular component: endoplasmic reticulum-Golgi intermediate compartment; Golgi membrane; endoplasmic reticulum membrane. Gene Ontology annotation, biological process: endoplasmic reticulum to Golgi vesicle-mediated transport. NCBI's taxonomy places the organism in Eukaryota, Fungi, Ascomycota, Pezizomycetes, Pezizales, Tuberaceae. The transcript has 2 exons. The record is from RefSeq and is a predicted model, not a curated record.